This is a messenger RNA of Lactuca saligna, 1386 nucleotides long. The record is from the annotation of a GenBank genome assembly. Lineage: Eukaryota; Viridiplantae; Streptophyta; Magnoliopsida; Asterales; Asteraceae.
AUGAUCUCGCCUCACCUCGUCGGCAACAUCUUUGCUCACUUCUCCUUCAACGACCUUAGGGGUAUUUUCCUCCGGCGACCUCGGGCUCAUGUUCUUCCACCUCCUAAUGUUACUGGAGCUCUACACAUUGGUCAUGCUUUAACUGCUGCUAUCCAGUGCAUAACAAUGAAUAAGGAAUGUGCUAGUGAACAAUCUCAUGGCCUUAUGACUGGACCUUCAAAUAAUAUCCACAAAGAACUGAAAUUUGAUUAUGUAGAUAACUUUGACAGACAUAAUUCAGGUUUUACAAAUAGUGUUUCACCUUUACAAUAUCAUACAACUGAGAAAUAUCAGGUAUCACAUUCAGAUAUGUUUGGAGGUUAUGAUGACAAACCGUUGCUGAUGAGUUCAAAUGCAAAGCAUUUAGGUAACUUAAGAGGAGGUAAUAAAAUCCAGGAGACAUCUUCCAUUGAUGCCCUAAACUCUUAUCCUGGCUUAAUGUCAUCUGGCCCAUGUUGUUUAACCAUUCAACUGAUGGAUGUUGGGAAUGCAAAGACUGAUGUGGUUGCGGUUUCUGUGGAUCAUAAUUUUUCAACUUAUCUUCACAAUGGUUUUCUUUCUGUUGUGCCUGGAAAAAAGGAUUCUGGUAUUAUGUUGCAGAGAAAUAAAUGCCAAUUCUCAGGUAUUGAUGAAUCUUCUGCUAUAUCAGCUGUCAUGGAAGGCGUACAUGUGGUGAAUGGUUUGGAGUAUAAGAUGUAUUGCAGCUCAUCAAAGUUGACGGAGAGAGUGGAAAAAAAAAGACGAUGGUCAGAGGGGAUUCACCUGGUUGUGGAGGCAAAAGAAGGGUUACCAAUCCAGGCUGAUUCAGUUGUAGUGGCACAAAUCACAUACCAAUCAAUGUUUAAGCUUUAUCCAAAGCUUUCAGGGAUGACAGGAACUGCAAAAACUGAACAUCCUACUUUCAUUGCUUUCUACCAUACUAGCAUACUCUUUAAAAAAGAUAUCUUUCAUAAGGCACUGUACUUUGAAAACUAUACCACUUAUGGUUAUAGCUCUAAAUACGUGGGCAAAAGUGAGAACAAGAGUUGGACAUAUGAGAAGGCAAAAUCUAUAAUUUCAGAGUCAAUUGAAAUGAGCCAGUCAAUGGGUUUAGAUGAACUGCAAAGGCUUGUGGAAGAACAGGCAGAGAUGUACCCUCUUGGUCCUUGCAUUGCAAUUGCCUAUUUAUCGGUUCUAAAGGACUGUGAGAUUCAUUGCUUUCAUGAAGGAUUGGAAGUCAAACGACUUGGUGGUCUCCAUGUCAUUGGGACAUCUCUGCAUGAGUCCCGAAGAAUUGAUAAUCAGAGCAGGAAGGCAAGGAGAUCCUGGAUCAACACGCUUCAUGGUCAGGUAAGUUCUGUUAAAUGA